Lactuca sativa (garden lettuce) is the source of this 1245-nucleotide messenger RNA. The record is from RefSeq and is a predicted model, not a curated record. NCBI's taxonomy places the organism in Eukaryota, Viridiplantae, Streptophyta, Magnoliopsida, Asterales, Asteraceae.
AUGACCCGAGGAUCUGAUACACCUCUGGUCCCUCUUCUUGAAGACCCGGAAUCUGCACUAAGGAAGAGCAAAGGAAAAGCUGUUGGAGAAACCACUUCUUCAAAGAACUUACCGUUGAAGAAUUUGAAGUCCGUUUUCAGCAAGAAGAAAGGCAGCAACCUAGGAGCAUCUAGUGCGUCGUUAGUCAUCGAAGACCCGAUUAAAGAAGACAUCGAUUACGAGUCCGAGGAAGAAGAAGAACUUGCAUACGAGCACGAAUCCGAUCCUGAGGAGGAUUUAGCUAUCAUUAUGGCUAAUAUCGAUGAAGCUCAAGUGUUCUACUCAAGCGACGAUCGAUACGACGAGAAUUGGCGGAAACCGAAGAAGGAUUGGCUCCCGUAUGAAGAAUACAAGAAGGCGAAGGAGGAGAAAUACAAGAAGAAGAGAGGGGGUUUUAUCCAAAGGAAGAACCGAGUCAUGCCUGGUGAAAAGGUUGAGGCUUAUAGAGCUUUUAUGGAGCAUGUUAAAGCCCUACAAGUCAACGUUCCAUUUGUAGAGACAAUGCUUCAAACACCCAAGUAUUUUAACCUACUAAAGCAUCUCUUUGCUGCUAGGAAAGAUUUAGCUGAAGUCGCGGAAAUAAUAUUGAGUGAGUUACCCAAAGAGAAGGGUGAUCCGGGGAGUAUCAUAAUUAUGUGCCAAUUUGGAAAUGCACUUGUCGCUCAAGCGUUGACCGACUCGGGUGCAAGCAUCAACUUGAUGCCUUUCUCUUUCUUCAAGAAGCUGAAUUUACCGGAGCCAAGGUCGGUAAACAUGAAGAUCCAUUUGGCAGACAAGACAGCAAUUUAUCCAAGAGGCGUUUGUGAGGAUCUUCUCAUUAAAGUCGACAAGUUUAUAUUUCCAGUAGACUUUGUGGUGCUUGAUAUGGAAGAAGACCCCGAAAUUUUGAUUAUUUUGGGGAGGUCAUUUUUAAACACUGCAUGUGCAUUAAUUGAUAUAUGUGAGUCUACACUAACGUUGAGGGUAGGAGACGAGUCAGCCAUAUUUAGAGCUUUACCAGAGAUCAAGCAAGAAGAGAUCUCAUUUAUCGAUUUCGAUGAUGAGAUACUACAAAAAGAACUUGCACUUUUGCAAGAAGAAGAUCCAAGCAAGUUUUUGCUACCUUCUGGAAGUAAUGGAGAUUUUGACAAAGACUUGGAGGAGAUAGAAAAGCUACUCAAAGGAGCCGACUCAGAAAACACAGUGGAAAUUAAGAACAAACAGUAG